Messenger RNA from Eptesicus fuscus (big brown bat), 2598 nucleotides. Its product is annotated as leucine-rich repeat-containing protein 37A-like. Gene Ontology annotation, molecular function: protein binding. Lineage: Eukaryota; Metazoa; Chordata; Mammalia; Chiroptera; Vespertilionidae. The transcript is spliced from 15 exons. The record is from RefSeq and is a predicted model, not a curated record. The coding region runs from base 115 to 2550 and encodes 811 amino acids.
GAUCGCUCAUUGUGCCCCAGUAUUUUGGAUCGCUUAUUGUGCCCCAGUAUUCUGGGUCACUCUCCUUGCCCCAUUCGCCUUGGUGGCUCCCUGUGCCCCGGACCUCUGCCUGUCAUGUCCGGGCUGCGCAUGUGGGCCCCACGGUUUCUCUUCCUGUGGCAGCUGUUGUGGCUGCAGGUCCAGGCAGCUCCGAUUCCGGAGUUGGCUAUGGACUCUAUCCUGCUGACCUCCAUCCCCCUGGGGCCCACGGAGCCCUGGUCUUGGGAUCAGCAAAAUCCUACAAAUAUGGAGCUUCCUCCACUAAACCAUGAUGCCUCAGCUGUACUUUCAGAGUCUCCUGAGAAAAUGGAACCUUCUCCAAACCCUCAGGAGACUUCAACUCAGCUUCCACUCCAACAAGAAGUCUCAACUCAGUCUACAGUGUCCUCUGAGCCAUUUAAAUUUUUGUUCGACCACCGUGGAAUUCAAGAUAAGCUUCCAUCCUACCCUGAAUAUGAUCAAUCUUCAAAGAGCUCAGCUCUACCUCCUGUUCCUCUUGCUGAUAUACAGACUUCUUCAGUCGACCUGAAGAAUCAAGGUCAGCUGCCAAAACCCUCUAUAGAUGGUGAAGCUCAACCUUCAGUCCAUCAAGAGGCAACAUCCUCACUUCCAGAUUGGGGUGAAGUUCAGCAUCAAGUGUUGUCUCUCAGUGUUGGUGAUGUGGAUAUGGGGAUUUUGAUCAAGCCAAAGCCCCCUAAGAAGAAAGAAGCCCCUGCAACUGCCAAGGAGGUCUCUUUUUAUCCUCCUAGGCCAACUGAAAAUAUCAAACCUCCAUACCAGCAGGAGACCCCAGGUCAGCCUGUUUCGCAGGCUGAUGUCCUGCAGCAGACUGCAGCUCCUCUAAAGUACUCUGAGGUGACACUUCCACGUCCACAGCCUGUUCAGGCUCAGCAACCAGCCUUUCCACCUAUGCACCUGGAACUCACCAUCACCCCAGAACCAACUUUGGUAACUGAUGCUGUAACCCAGCAGCAGACUAUUGCUCCUCCAAAACAACCUAAUAUGGCACUUCCAUAUCCAGAGCCUGUUCAGACUCUGCAGCCAACCUUGUCUGAUGUCAGAGCUCUAUCUUUUGACAUGGAUUUUGCCAAAACUCAGCAACCAGACUCAUAUGAGAUAGUUCCUCCAGUAACUGAACAGAGUGCCACCAUGAACAUAUGUGAGUUCUGUACCUGCAGUAUUGGGACACUGUCGUGUAUUGGUUUUGGCACAAAUCAGAAGCUUAACGAAGUGCCUGUGCCAGAGCCCAGCACCUACAAUGGCACCAUCACCAUCUUAAACUUGCAGGGAAACGCUAUUUCCUACAUUGGAAAAGACACGUGGAAGUCAUACCAUUUGGUUGAGAAACUAAAUCUCAGUGGAAAUAAUUUGAGGGAAUUACGUAAGGAUUCGUUUGAAGGCCUGUUUUCCCUCCAGUAUUUAGAUUUAUCCUGCAAUAAAAUAGAAUUUAUUGAAAGGAAUGCCUUCGAGUCACUACCUUUUUUACAAUACAUAAAUCUUGGUUGCAAUUCAAUCACAAAAGUGAACUUUGGAACAUUUCAGGCCUCGCAUGGAAUGCAGUUUUUACACAAGUUAAUUCUCAAUCGUAAUCCUCUGACAACUGUUCAAGAUCCAUAUCUUUUUAAUUUGCCAGCAUUGAAAUAUCUAGACAUGGGAGCAACCCACGUGUCACUUACAACAGUUGAUAAUAUCCUCAAGAUGACCCUUACACUAGAAAAACUGAUCUUACCUAACCAUUUGGCCUGCUGCCUCUGCCAAUAUAAAAAUAUUAUUGAGGCUGUCGCCAAGUCAAUCAAACUGCAUUGUGACAAUAUGUGUCUGGCAAAAACACAUUGUGAUGAAAAAGUGCUUACAGAAGGACCAUUCAUGAAAAUAUUACAAGGCCGGAAGAAUUACAACAACACUGAGCUGACUAUUGAGCCAGAGAGGGCAUCCUCAAAGAAAAAUAGUGAUACUUUGUCAGCCUUCAUGAGCCUACUGAUGAAAUUGCUUGAUGAGCAGCAGGAAGUAAAGGUUUCCAAGGGAGAGUGGGAUACCGAACAAUGGAAAAAUGACAGGAUGGAAGCCCCGGGGGAACAGGAAGAGGAGGAGUCAUAUGAGUUCACAAAAGAAGUCCCAGGAUUUAAGAACUACAACAAAGUCAUCAUAGCAUCGCCUGUGAUUGCAGUAGUAGCUUUUUUCUUUGUAGUUUUCUGCCUCAUUGCGAUAUGUCGCAGUAAGGAGUCUACAAAUGUAAGCUCCAGGGGCUCUUUUGCAAGUGUCCAGCAGAACAAAUCAGCAGAAUACCAGCUGGAGGAGGGCGGUUUCUGGAGAAGGCUGUUUGUUUUCAUGAAGAAUCUGUUUGCACCUCUCCUGUCCAUAUGUCAGAGGAAAAGUGAUGUAAAGACUCAGGAUGCAGAUGAGAAUGAAGCUUUCCUAAAAAUGGAACAGGCUGAAGAAGCCAGCGGAGAUAAGAUGGAAGAAGCAUCAGAAUAUGCUGGUGAAGAGGCAGCAGAGGAGAGUGAGGGAUAAAACCUCCACUGAUUGAACCACAUCCUCAGCCUUAUUAAAGCAGGUUUA